This is a messenger RNA of Cloeon dipterum, 2328 nucleotides long. RefSeq names its product zonadhesin-like. The coding region runs from base 112 to 2151 and encodes 679 amino acids. The transcript has 2 exons. NCBI's taxonomy places the organism in Eukaryota, Metazoa, Arthropoda, Insecta, Ephemeroptera, Baetidae. The record is from RefSeq and is a predicted model, not a curated record. Gene Ontology annotation, molecular function: protein binding.
GAAGUAUUCAAAUAAACAACAACACAGAACACACUAACAGAACCAAAGCUGCCGUUGCCGCAUGACAGACAGGAAGAAUUUGCUUUGACGUUGGAUUGAUUUUCCAUCAUCAUGGGCCGCAAGAUGAAGAAGAAGUUGAAUGCCAAAUAUCGUGGCAUGAUCGUGAAGAAAUACAACAAGAGUACGAGGUUGGCGAGGGAAAACGCACUUCGGCACGAGGAUGAACGAAAAAUUGCCAUGGUUGACCGACCUUAUUAUAAGAAAAGGGCUCCAACGCGAUUCAUUUGGGUAACCAAUCUUCUGCUGGACACAAAAUCCUUCUUGGUUCGCUUUAAUCCUACGGACUCUGUGAGAAAGGUGAAAACGUACAUCCAAAAAGCCACAGGUAUCCCGUGGCAGUUCCAGACUCUGUAUCUUAGUGGCAAACACGUCCUUGCCGACACAGACAUGAUGAGCGAAAUCGAAGUCAAAGGAACCAGGUGGAGAAUUUCGGUGGCUGUCAGCAACUCGUUCAGUUACGUGGUAGUUCGCGACAAGUCAGACAACACCGAGUUCGUCUUGGGAGUUGACUCGGACGCCUUUGACACUGCCAAUGCGUCUGUCUUGUACGAAAAGAUCGAACCCAACAAGUUCGAGCAAGAACUCGCAGCCCAGAAGGGAAAAGUAGCGAGGAUGCUCUUUGUUGCGAGCCGAGUGAUCGAGCCUGGCCUGCCUCUCAAAACGUACAACAUCACUAGAGGUGACAGCAUCACCCUGAUAAGAUACAGCGACUCGUUUCCGAGAAACAUUUUCCUCAAAUUUGCUGGUAGAAACGUUGUGGGGGAGCUCGUUUUGGGCCCAUACGAGUGCCAGCCGUACACGGACGUCAGAACUCUCAAAACCUGGUUCUUCACAACGUCCCAAGCGCCUGAUGGACACUACCGCGUUUUCUUCGGGCCUGAGGAGAUGGAUAAUUACGUCAGGAUGGGCGAGAUUGACAUCCCGGCGGGCACAGUGCUCAGGAUUCAGCUUGACGAGGAUCCUCUGGCCAAGAUGAGACUGACGUCGUGGUGGCCGCCCCGAAUCGACAAGGGGCCUGAGGAGGAGCAACCCAAGAAAACCAGGAAGAUGAAGAAUCAAUCACGCAAAACACGUGCCAAAGAGAGAAAGUUGGCCAGGAAAUUGAAUCCAAACCAAAGUAACGAGGAGCCCGAGCCCGAGCCUGAACCCGAUCCUCACUAUCCUUACGGACGUUACUCUCCUGGCUAUACACCUGGCGUUCAUUUGCCUGGCUCUCCUUCGUACAUGCCCAGAUUUCAACCUACCACUCCCGGAUUACAACCUACCUCUACUGCACCCGCCCCCACCGUUCCUUCAUACGACCCUAGAUCUCCUGAAUUUUCCCUUACCGCACCUGCACCCGCCCACACCGUUCCUUCAUACGACCCUAGCUCUCCUGAAUUUUCCCUUACCGCACCUGCACCCGCCCACACCGUUCCUCCAUACGACCCAAGCUCUCCUGAAGAUUUCCCCUCCUCCCCUGCAUAUCCUACCUUUCUUCAAUUUGGCCCUACGUAUGCCACUAACUCUCCUUUGUACAACGCUCGCUCCCCUGAAUUUGCCCCCACCUCUCCUACGUAUACCCCUAACUCUCCUUUGCACAACCCUCACUCCUCUGCAUUUGCCCCCACCUCUCCUUCAUACCCUCCUACCUCUCCUACGUAUAACCCUAACUCUCCUUUGCACAACCCUCACUCCUCUGCAUUUGCCCCCACCUCUCCUUCAUACCCUCCUACCUCUCCUACGUAUACCCCUAACUCUCCUUUGUACAACCCUCACUCCCCCGCAUUUGCCCCCACCUCUCCUUCAUACCCUCCUACCUCUCCUACGUAUGCCCCUAACUCUCCUUUGUACAUCCAUCACUCCCCUGCAUUUGCCCCCACCUCUCCUACAUACCCUCCUUCCUCUCCUACGUAUACCCCUAAUUCUCCUUUGUACAACCCUGUAUAUGCCCCUAUCUCUCCGACACAAAUGCCUGAUAGCACCCUUGGUGGUCCUGUAUCUGGAGAUGACGAGCAAUUGACAGAUGAUGAUGACCACUCGACUGAUUCAACUGGUUUGAAUGUCUCUGACUCUUACAAUUUGACUGAUUCCAAUAGCUCGACUGAAUAGUGUAGUUCAAAUUUAAUUCAUGAUGUGGCAUUUUUUAUCGGAUCUGAUGUGUUAAAUAUAAGAGCCCAUAUUUCAUGAUUCCAGCAUCAAACAACAAAAAAUUCCUAUCUUUCUGGACUUGGAUAACUAUGUGGCAUUACGAUCCUGAAUAAACACCCAACUUGUACUGACACUAAA